GAAAGAGCAAAAAUUUCAAAAUGAAAAUAAUACUUUAUAUCGCAUCGAGUUUAAGUGUUUUUAUUUUGUUUGGUGACUGCGCUGUUUUUCAAACCUUUAACGACGAUGAUUUGAGUAGUUGCUAUAUACACUUGGUCUGCGUUCUAAAUGAUACUGCCGAUGUUUACCAAUUUGUGGAUAACUCUUCAGCCCAGGUAAAGACAAAAAUUUGGGAAUAUGUAUAUCAAGUCCUUGGAUAUAAAGGACAACAUUCUAGAGAACAUUUCGAAAAGAUGAAAGAUGUUUUCUGCAACAAUACAGAUGAAAAAAAACAAUUGGACUUCUACGAAAUUUUCUCCUUCGGUUAUGAAUACGUGUUUGAAGUUUGUCGAAACCCUUUCUCAGCAUUGUGCAAGGAAUUAGAUGAAUUAAUGAUGAAGAUAAGUGUUUGGAUUAAAAAAGUUAAGGAGAGUGGAAAAUGUGAUGGAGCAAAACCAUUAACGAAACCCAAAAGUAAACCAAAGGACCUUUUUGGCUGAUGAGUAUCUGGAAAACUUCAAUUUAUGAAGAAUACAGACACAAUCUUUGUCUGCUCUUAUAAAUGUCGUUCAAAAUCUAGUAAGAUGAACGAAAAUAAAUGUUUAAAAAUGA
Argiope bruennichi is the source of this 630-nucleotide messenger RNA. RefSeq lists its product as uncharacterized. The transcript has 6 exons. Lineage: Eukaryota; Metazoa; Arthropoda; Arachnida; Araneae; Araneidae. Bases 21 to 518 code for a protein of 165 amino acids. The record is from RefSeq and is a predicted model, not a curated record.